Messenger RNA from Drosophila sulfurigaster albostrigata, 991 nucleotides. RefSeq lists its product as uncharacterized. The coding region runs from base 88 to 990 and encodes 300 amino acids. Lineage: Eukaryota; Metazoa; Arthropoda; Insecta; Diptera; Drosophilidae. The record is from RefSeq and is a predicted model, not a curated record. The transcript is spliced from 5 exons.
AGUUUAGUUGUCGACGUAGGUCCUGCCGAACCAGAUAGUUUAUUCUUUUGAGUUAUGCCAGGCGAUUAAAAUAAUCGAGCAUUAAAUAUGUUGUUUAUGGAAAGUUAUUUGUGCUAUUGUUCAGUUCGCUUGGGCGUUAUGUUGGUCGCCACUUUAAGCAUUAUCAUGAAUAUUACAUUGAGCGUUAUAUUCUUUAUACAUGGAGUGAAUAUAUUCGACGGCCUCAUCGAUUUGUUGGAGAAUGACUCACAGUACAAGUGCAGCAAUUCGGUGCGAAAAGCUAUUCAUUGGGUACAUCAUUCACCCGACAAUGUUUUAGUUUUCUUGCAGUGCAUGUGCUACGCCCACAUAGCCACAGCUCUUUUGGGGAUCUACGGUGCUAUAAGGCUGCAUAAAUGGAUGGUUAUUCCUUUGGCUUUAUUUGAGUUCAUCUAUUUUCUGGGAAUCACUAUUGGACACAUUGUGCUAAUGAUUAUGCUCAAGAAGCAGAUCAAUUUGGGACUGCUGAUUGUACUCACUCUGGUUGGCAGCUUCUACUGUCUUUUUGCUGGUUACAACUGCGUUACUUGCAUUGCCAUGUUCCAAAUCAUAAAACUGGUUAGAAGCGCCAAGUAUCGUCAGCUCUAUGGCGAAGACCCCUUUCAUCCGAUUCCCCUAAAGCGUUCGCAUGGCAGCAAUGGAAGCAUCCAACAGCUUCGCAUGGGACUGCCCGAGGAUACGGAUAUCGAUGAGCAGAAGCGUUUGGCUAAAUUGGGCCUCUGGCCAAGUCGUCAGCCUCAGGUUAUUUCCGUGAUUCCUGUGCAGACGCCAGCCAUCGGGUUGAAAUGGUGGCAACAGCAGGCUCUUGAUAGAGAUGAUCAGCUGCAGGACUCGGCUAUCCUUCGCAAUUGGCAACAUGGUGAAUUGCUGAAAGGAGCUGCCGGCAAUGCUGAGCGUAAAAAUGCUCUAAAUCGGCGAUAUGCUGAGGCGCAACACUAUCGAUGGAAUUAGA